AUGUUUCGUUCAGGUGUUUCUACUGCUGCCAAUGCAGUCCGUGUAAGUGCUAGAAACUAUGCCACUUUACGUGAAAUUGAAAUGCGUCUUAAAUCCAUUAAAAACAUUGAAAAAAUCACCAAUACCAUGAAGAUUGUUGCCUCUACUAGAUUGAGUAAAGCUCAAAAAGCCAUGGCUUCAUCUCGUGUUUUCAAUGAAACUGAUAAAGAAUUCUUGUCUAAUGCUGAACCAAAACCAAUUGAAGAAGAAGCUUCUAAAUCUGAUGACAAAACUUUAUUGAUUGUUGUUUCUUCCGAUAAAGGUUUAUGUGGUUCUAUUCAUUCUCAAGUUUCCAAAGCUGCCAGAAAGAGAACUGAAGAAUUAAAUGGUAAUGUCGAUAUUGUUUGUAUUGGUGAUAAAGUCAAAGCACAAAUUUUGAGAACUUAUGCUGACAAAGUUAAAUUGGCAUUCAAUGGUGUUGGUAAAGAAGAACCAAAUUUCACUGAAGUUGCCUUAAUUGCUGAUGAAAUUGCUAAAUUAGGUAACUAUGAAAAUGUUGAAAUUCUUUACAACAAAUUUGUUUCUGGUGUUUCAUUUGAACCAUCUAAAUUUUCCAUUUAUGCUGCUGAUGCCAUUGCUAACUCUCCAGGUUUAAGCAAAUAUGAAUUGGAAAAUGAAGAAAUCACUUCUGAUGUUGCUCAAUUCUCUUUAGCUAACAACUUGUUGACUGCUAUGGCUGAAGGUUAUGCAUCUGAAGUUUCUGCUAGAAGAAAUGCUAUGGACAAUGCCUCCAAGAAUGCUGGUGAUAUGAUCAACAGUUACUCUAUUUUGUAUAACAGAACUAGACAAGCCGUCAUUACCAACGAAUUGGUUGAUAUCAUUACUGGUGCUUCCUCAUUGGACUAG
Molecule: messenger RNA, 885 nt
Organism: Candida albicans SC5314
Lineage: Eukaryota; Fungi; Ascomycota; Pichiomycetes; Serinales; Debaryomycetaceae
Gene: ATP3
Product: F1F0 ATP synthase subunit gamma
Exons: 2
Coding region: 1-885 (294 amino acids)
Biological process (GO): proton motive force-driven ATP synthesis
Molecular function (GO): proton-transporting ATP synthase activity, rotational mechanism
Source: RefSeq, a predicted model, not a curated record